GGAGGAAUCUGGCGGUGAUUGAUGGGAAAAUGGAAGAAUGAAUAAAAGUGCUUGUCUGGGGACAGCGGAGACCGAGUCCCUCAGGGUUUGGUCAGAGCCAGGCGCGCUGCAGUUGGGCGGUGGAGAGGGGCUCCACUCCCUGGGCAGGCUGCAAGCCCGCUGCCCGCCCAGCGCGCUCUGCGUCCGACACUGGGGUCCGUGCUGGUCACCCACGCCUGGGGCGUCCCAUCCGCAAGACAGAAAACAGCGGAGCGGCCACCAGACACCCACUGGAGCAAGCGGCGGCAUGCAGUCGCCGCCAAGUCUGUGCGGACUCGCCCUGGCGGCGCUGGUUUUUGCCUGCACUUCGGCGGGGGUCUGGGGAGAGGAGAAAGGAUUCCCCCCUGCCUGGACCACUCCAAGGCUUCUGGAGACCGGACAGAGAAUAACGCCAUCUACGAAGACCUCCUGGCUGAGAAGCUCCAACUCCAGCCUGCCAGAGUCCUCGGCACCUGCAGAGGUACCUGGAAAAGGGCAGACGCCUGGGGGCCCCCCGCGUCCCCCCUCUGCUUCACAGUGCCACAGCAACAUCGAGAUCAAGGAGACUUUCAAAUACAUCAACACGGUUGUGUCUUGCUUAGUGUUCGUGCUAGGCAUCAUCGGGAACUCCACACUGCUGAGGAUCAUCUACAAGAACAAGUGCAUGCGGAACGGUCCCAACAUCUUGAUCGCUAGCCUGGCUCUUGGAGACCUCCUGCACAUCAUCAUUGACAUCCCCAUCAAUGUCUACAAGCUGCUGGCAGAAGACUGGCCGUUUGGAGUUGAGAUGUGUAAGCUGGUGCCUUUCAUACAGAAGGCCUCCGUGGGAAUCACUGUGCUGAGUCUGUGUGCCCUGAGUAUCGACAGAUAUAGAGCCGUUGCUUCUUGGAGUCGUAUUAAAGGGAUCGGAGUUCCAAAAUGGACAGCAGUAGAAAUUGUUUUAAUUUGGGUGAUCUCCGUGGUUCUGGCUGUCCCUGAAGCCAUAGGUUUUGAUCUGAUUACCAUGAACUACAAAGGGCGUCAUCUACGAAUCUGCAUGCUUCACCCCGUUCAGAAAACAGGCUUCAUGCAGUUUUACAAGACCGCUAAAGACUGGUGGCUCUUCAGCUUCUAUUUCUGCCUGCCAUUGGCCAUCACUGCCUUGUUUUAUACCCUGAUGACCUGUGAGAUGCUGAGGAAGAAGAGUGGCAUGCAGAUUGCUUUAAAUGAUCACUUGAAGCAGAGGCGAGAAGUUGCCAAGACAGUAUUUUGCCUGGUCCUUGUUUUCGCACUCUGUUGGCUUCCCCUUCACCUCAGCAGGAUUUUGAAGCUCACUCUUUAUGAUCAGAAUGAUCCCAAUAGAUGUGACCUUUUGAGCUUUUUGUUGGUGAUGGACUACAUCGGUAUCAACAUGGCCUCCCUGAAUUCCUGCAUUAAUCCAAUCGCUCUGUAUUUGGUGAGCAAAAGAUUCAAGAACUGCUUUAAGUCAUGCUUGUGCUGCUGGUGCCAGUCAUUUGAAGAAAAACAGUCCUUGGAGGAAAAGCAGUCAUGCUUAAAGUUCAAAGCUAAUGAUCACGGAUAUGACAACUUCCGUUCCAGUAAUAAAUACAGCUCAUCUUGAAAGGAGGAGCAUUCACUUAAUCUCAUUUUCUCUUUUGGACAGAAGUCAUUAAAACAAAAUGAUAUGUUUGGAAAAACAAAGCAAAAAACUGGGUUUGCACAAAACCGCAUAAAAAUGUAAGAAGGAUCAUUUUAGCACUCAUAAUUCCACCUGACAUUUUAUGGGCUGUUUAUAGCAUAAGAAGAAGUGGGAGUUAAGGAAGCCUCAUUGUGAAAGCACUUAAUUUUUUACAGUUAGCACUUCCAUAUAGCUCUCAGUAGCUUCCAGUUUAUUCAUACACCACUUACAUUAAAAAAAUGAGCUCACUCAGAAUUCCUGUUGAAGAGGUUUAUUCUUAAAUCGUGUGAAUCUGUAUAAAGAGGAAAUACGAAAUUUUAAAAAUCCUUCAAGAAACGACGUUUCUGCAAACAGAGCUAUAUCAAUGGUCAGGGUGUAAUUAGGUGCAAAGUGUACAAGCAGUUCAACCAGUUUACUUUUUGCACAUUAGUAACAAUGAAAUGAUCAUGAAAAAAUAUUAGAAAGUUAAAUCAAGACUGUUUAUGAAAAUCAUUGCACUCUGCAUUCACAUUCAGAUAAGAUCAAAGAAGCAGAACUAUCACAAAAGACUUCUUUGAACUCUGCCAUUCACAUCCUUUGCAAAGAAAGUGUACUAUCUACAGUUUUGGAGACUAUUAAAAUUUUCUUUCACUCUUAUAGUUUAAACCCUGCUUGUUUAGUUCUGUCAUCUGUAAAUAGUUAGCUGCAUACACUACAUGUAGAUGAUUAAUGAAGGGCAGGUCCCCGUGUUCAUAGCUCUACAACCAAGAGAUGCCAGCGACUCCAUAAAGGACAAAAUGUGAAUUGCCUGGUGCAGUCUUCACAUGGCAAAAGAGCAAGGAGCGUCCUCUCUCACCCAUGGUCUCUAGCAUUUGCAUAUUACAGUUAAAAUACUAUUUUUCAAAUCACAGAACUAACGGGCAAUUUAACAGCAACCUGUAAGGCUUUAUUACUAAUUUUUAUAUUAUUUUUGUAAAUAACGAACAGAAAGGUGUCUGGAAUAGUGUUUUUCUAUCAGUUAGAGGUAAAAUUGCUUCUUAGGACUAGGAAGCAAUCUCUUUAUCCCUUUAAUUUGUGCAUUCCUGCCUAACUUUUUAAUCUCCUCAGCAAAGCGCCUUAGGUUAACUUGGGAUGAAAUGCGUGUGAAAAUAUGUACAAGAGAAACCAGAAGACAGAGGAAAUGAGGUGGGGUGAGAGGAAACCCACGGGGACAGAUUCUCAUUCUUAGCCUGGAGUUCGUCACUGCCUCGUCACAUCAAUGCAAAAGGUCCUGAUUCUGUUCCAGCAAAACACAGCACAGUGUUCUCAGACUGACUUUAGGAACAAAUUAGACCCAAGAGCUUUAACUCUGUCUUAAAAUAUAACACAAUUUCCAGUCUUUUUUUUAUUUCAGUAAACCAGGCCACAUGUUGAAAAUAAGCUAGGAAUGUUGCUUCCUGCCAGAAUCUAAUGUGAUGCUACAGUAAACCAAAACCCAAAAAUGUGGCCAAAAGGAAGGACAACAAUUAAUUCACAUAUCACAUGGAUUCUAUUUACAAAUCACCCCCAGUCUUAUUUAUUAAUUUGUUCCCAAUCUCUCUCUCAAAUGCCUGUCAUCAUAAAAGAUGUUCAGAAUUUUAAUUUUAAGUUAACUUUGGAUCACUAACGUUUUCACAUUUUGUGAAUCCAUCUUUUGCUCCUAUUUAAGUUUUAGAUCACUUAAUUGCCAUGGACUGAGCUUUUACAUUCUAGUACCCUCUUCAUUUACAUUCUAAUCGCUUUCCUUCUUCUUGGCAGAAUCAUGGUCUAUAAUCCCUUGCCAAAUUUUAAACUUGCAUAUAAAAACUAUUCAUGCACUAUUUCUAAUGCAAAUGUGUUCAGUAGCUUUUUAAAAACUGAUUCAAAAUGUUAACAUGAUGAUAAAGGGUGAUUAGAAACAAACAUGAUUUCUUUACAUAUGUAAAACCAAGAUAAGGGGCUGGGGAUUCAGCUCAACGGCACAGCGCCUGCCUGGCAAGCGUGAGAUCGUGAGUUUGAUUCCUGGUACCGGAAAAAAUAAAUAAAUAAAUAAAAUAAAACCAAGAUAAAACAUGUUACCAUUCAACUUAAGAACUAUUUAAUAUAGCAAUAAAAUAGCAUUCACAUGGAUGUUAUGGUUCACAAGAUUUAUAAGUGGUGUUGAUCUGUUUUCUCCUUUGUUACCUGCUACUUGCAUGGGUAUAAGUUCAAACACCUUUUAGUAUCUGAUAGCUUCAAUAUGGCCAAAGCAAUAUAGUUUAUAACAAAACGUGGGGUUUACUGUAGCUAACCUUAUAAAAUUGUAACAUAGCUCUGUACAAAUUAUAUAUUUUGUUCUGCUGUGGUCACUUAAAGUGGCAAUGACUGUAGUCACUGUUUGCUUAUUAGGUAAACAAAAAAUAAAUAUGUAAAUUUUUUUUUUAAAUCCAGCUUCUUUCUCUAUGAAGGCACUAAUGCUUUAAAUCUUGAUUGAUUAAAUGUUUAAGGGAAAUGCAGAUCUUAUAAAUUGGCAUUAUGUUAAAUUUACAAAGAUCCAAGAUAUAUGAAAGCUGUUAAAUUAAAAUACCACAUUUCUGAUCUUC
Messenger RNA from Chinchilla lanigera (long-tailed chinchilla), 4233 nucleotides. RefSeq names its product endothelin receptor type B (gene Ednrb). Lineage: Eukaryota; Metazoa; Chordata; Mammalia; Rodentia; Chinchillidae. The coding region runs from base 38 to 1618 and encodes 526 amino acids. The record is from RefSeq and is a predicted model, not a curated record. Gene Ontology annotation, molecular function: endothelin receptor activity. Gene Ontology annotation, biological process: G protein-coupled receptor signaling pathway; regulation of blood pressure; enteric nervous system development. The transcript has 8 exons. Gene Ontology annotation, cellular component: membrane.